Phytophthora nicotianae INRA-310 is the source of this 1395-nucleotide messenger RNA. RefSeq lists its product as hypothetical. The transcript is spliced from 5 exons. NCBI's taxonomy places the organism in Eukaryota, Oomycota, Peronosporomycetes, Peronosporales, Peronosporaceae. Bases 38 to 1285 code for a protein of 415 amino acids. The record is from RefSeq and is a predicted model, not a curated record.
GCUAUUUUCUGGAUUAGCACCGCUGCUAGUGCUACGAAUGAUUCCUAGAGAGGUCUUUCGAUCCGUCCAAAUGAAGACGCUGUCGUGUGGGCGCGAGGAUUUGGAUCACCUAAAUGAGUAUAUCGACCAUCAGCUACAGGUCGAUGACAGCGACCUAAACACUAAAUUUGAAGUGAAGGCGUGUGCCACGGGUGAAGUUCUCUUUCACAUUCUUGCCCGCUCCGUGGUGGAUCCACUGGAAUUCAAGGAGGUCAAGAUGCUCGCAACGGAGUCUUUGUCCAAGUUUCCUCCCCCACUUGUGAUGCCGUUCGUGCUUGCACACGUAGUUGCAUUCUUGCGAGAAGCAACCCCUCACGGAGAACAAGAUUGUUCAUGUAUUGUCGAAGACGACAGCGUUCCAGAUUCUUGUGGACUGGUGACAGCUAAGUUGAUGGUGUACUACCUCAACAGAGUUUUUUCGGAGGAUGAACACGCCUACAAAGAUUGUGACAUCAGUUCAAAAGCAAUUGCAGUGCUGGUGCAAAUCCUGGCACUUCCGGCCGAUGAUUCACUCGUUGCCGACCUCCAACGCGGUUGCAUAGAUUGCAUAUCGUUGAUACUCUCCAGACUUGCAGCAAACGACAGCGGACAAGAAACGAAAAAAAUGCCGAGUGCUGCAUCACUUAUGAACCUGCUGAUAGCGUGGAUAUUCGGGAUCCAGAAUGGAGAUAACGGAGAAAACAGUAAAACUCGUGAUACUGAUGGCAUCGACUCACGAGUGCAAAGACUGCUCGAUAGUAUGUGGAGCGAAGCUCGAUACGACCAAUUACCACUGCAAGUUCGUAUUUGCUGCUGCAAUGUCCUACUCAGCACCAUAUCGCGAUCGGAGAACAGUGUCCUCGCAAGCUGGAAAUCACAGGGAUUCAUUUCAAGAAUUGCGCUCGCUACUGAACGCUGCGUAGAAGAAAAUGUUGUCGUUGGUGGUCUACAGAUUAUCUUUUCGUUCUUGUACAAGACUAGCGACCUAUUCUCACUUGAAGGCAACGACGAUCUCCAACUUGUUCGGAUCUGCUUCGAGGCUAUCGCAUCUCUUCUUGAGGUUACACGAAGCGAAUCUGUUGCAAUGAACGGACUUAAAGUGGUUGGAGUACUUAUUGGAAAAUUUCCGGGGUUCAUUGGAACGUUGUCAUCGGAAGAUCUCCAGCAGCUUAUUGACAGGUGUUUGAUCAAGGUGCGUGACAGGCGAGUAUCACCUGCUGUAACGGAGCUAGCUAAAUCGCUGCUACGAGCGAUGACUCCUCCGUAAUGAUGAGCCAGCAAUUCUGAGAGGUGGCAAUCUUCAACGUUUGAUGGCAAAUAGAGCAGUGAUUCCAACACAGAAAACUUGAGUUUUGGAAUGACCCUGAUUGUCUGCAG